Molecule: messenger RNA, 735 nt
Organism: Epinephelus fuscoguttatus (brown-marbled grouper)
Lineage: Eukaryota; Metazoa; Chordata; Actinopteri; Perciformes; Serranidae
Gene: dad1
Product: defender against cell death 1
Exons: 3
Coding region: 111-452 (113 amino acids)
Biological process (GO): protein N-linked glycosylation
Cellular component (GO): oligosaccharyltransferase complex; membrane
Source: RefSeq, a predicted model, not a curated record
ACCAAGGCUGCUUCCGGUUAAUGAGGACACGUCACUCAUUCGUUUGAGGAAGAGGAGCCGUGCAAACCUCGCUCAUUGACCCCAUUUUGUACAAAUAAGACGGCUAAAACAUGUCGAACUCAGUCAUAUCUGUUAUUUCUCGGUUCCUAGAGGAGUACAGCUCCACGACGCCCAACAAGCUCAAAGUGGUGGAUGCGUAUCUGCUGUACAUCUUGUUGACAGGAGCGCUGCAGUUCCUCUACUGUCUCCUCGUUGGCACCUUCCCCUUCAAUAGCUUUCUGUCGGGCUUCAUCUCAUGUGUGGGAGCUUUCAUUCUUGCAGUAUGUCUUCGUAUCCAGAUCAACCCACAGAACAAAGGAGACUUCCUGUCUAUCUCUCCAGAGAGAGCCUUCGCUGACUUUCUGUUUGCUCACACCGUCCUCCAUCUGGUUGUGAUGAACUUCAUUGGUUGAAGCAGACGUCCAUCUAAUUCACAUUGUCCCCCUCUCAGAAGAUGACAAAAAGAGAUGUUAUCAGAACUCCCCUCCAAGACAUGAAGCUACAUCUGCUUUUGUGCCACUGAGUUCCAUCCCACAAUCAACACUGAAUUAGUUGCAUCUUUUCAUAUGAUGCGGUACAAUUUUCUGACAGACGAUUGAUUUCUUGCAUUCUUUUUUUUAAUAUUGAUAUUUGUAAAGCAUUCCCUUUUGCACUGAGAAGAAAUAAAAACAACUCAAAUGGUGACCUUGACAAUAA